Molecule: messenger RNA, 1509 nt
Organism: Uranotaenia lowii
Lineage: Eukaryota; Metazoa; Arthropoda; Insecta; Diptera; Culicidae
Product: adult-specific cuticular protein ACP-20-like
Exons: 2
Coding region: 74-520 (148 amino acids)
Cellular component (GO): extracellular matrix
Source: RefSeq, a predicted model, not a curated record
AAUCAGAACUGCCAGGCAUCAGUCGACAACUGAGAGCGUUCCAGUCAAGUGAAUUCCAAAUUUGAUCGUCAACAUGUUUAAGUUUGUUCUAGUUCUUGCGCUGGCUGUGGCUGUUUGCGCUUCGUGGGAAGGAGGACAUGAUGGUGGACACGGAGGUCAUCAUGAGCAUCAUGAUUAUCAUUCGCAUCCCAGUUAUAAGUUCGAGUACGGAGUGAAGGAUCACAAAACAGGAGAUCACAAGAGCCAGUGGGAACAUCGGGAUGGAGAUGUUGUCAAGGGAGAGUACACCUUGGAUGAAGCUGAUGGAACCAAACGAAUUGUGCAGUACACAUCGGACAAACAUAACGGAUUCCAGGCUCAUGUAACCCGAGUUGGUCAUGCCAAUCACCCACAGGUGUAUCACCAUCAUCAUGAGGCAGGACAUGGAGGUCACGGAGGAUUCGAAGGACACGGUCAUCAUGGCCAUGGUCAUGCUAGCAGCUACGCCAACUCGAACUUGCAUUCGCAUCACCAUCACUAAGCGGGACUGAAACUAGACUGAUCUCAUCUGUGUUAUUUCUACUAAAAAACUUCUUUAUAUUAGUAAAAAAAAGUCAUAGUUUCAAUUUCAUUAAAUCACCAUUUUUAUUUCUCACGUUAUUCAAGACUGAGGAAAAUACAUUUGCAUCACCCAAGUUGCUUGGGAGUUCCAAAUUCAGAAGGUGUCUUACGGAACCGGAAAGUUCACUCAAGGUACACUGAAAAGAACGUAGGUUGAAGUGCACAAACGCAAUGACACGAAUCUUUUGUUGUUAAGCAUUGCUCCAAUGGCUGCUCAAAAACUGAGUCACUGUGGAGUCUGUGUUGACUCUGCAAAGGCCAGUUGUGCUAGCGAUUGCUCAACAUCGUUGGUUGAGUUCGGCUCUCAUAUAGUACCUAUAUAUGUAAGGCAACUUACCGUCAAACGGGGCAUCAUGCAACAGCGGGGUUCGAUGCAACAUUUAUAUAACACUACAUUGAAUCAAUUUUUAAUUUAAUGUAUUGUAAUAAAGUUAUCUUUCAAUGAUAACAAAAUGAUGAUGACAUAAUUUCUCGCAUCUUAAGCUAGUUGUCCUAAGUUUUUUAUUUAUAUGUAAAAUUUGAAAAAUCGAGCAAUAAAUGUACAAAUUUUAACAUUUUUUGAUGCCGAAAAAAACUUUACCCAAUAUGACGGAUCGGCUUGAUAAAAUUACCUACAAACUUUUUACAGGUUUUCUCAUGUUAUACCAACAUUGUUGGUGUAAAAAUAUUUUUCGAACAAUCACCCAAUUUUUUUAAAUGAAUAUUCUUAAAAUUCAGUUAGGUGUCUGGGGUUAAAUGCAACAAAAUGCAAAUCAAAGAAAUACCUUGUAAAUCUCGUUUCCAUGUGCUGGAAUAUGAAUGUUUUGCAUCAUGCGUUUUUAAACAUUUAAAUUUUAUUCAUCCAAACAUUUAUUUUUAUGAUUUUAGCUUGUAGAAUUUUUCGUAGUAUUAUUUAACCCCUAAAUGUAU